AUGGCUUCCGCUAACACGUGGUAUCAGAGCGCAUGGUUAGAAAACGAAGAAUUAGGAUCAGAAUUAAGUGAUCCUGGGAAGAUACGGAUGAAGAAGAUGGAAAACAAACACGGGAAGAGGCGAGAAACAAAUAGCGACUCCGAUUAUAUGAGUCCCCGAUUACGCGCGAUUGCAAUCUUGAAACAAGAGAUUGCAAUAAUGGAAUUGCAAUAUGAAAUUGCAUUAAUGGAAUACGAAUCGGGACGUCACGAAGAUAAUGAAGAUGCAGGCGAAGUAAUGACACGGAAAGAGGAAGACGAUUCCGAAAGGAAUGUUUUGGCCUGUAAAGAUGUUCAAAAACUGAACGGUAAGAUGCAGGAAGACAGGGACGGUUAUUACAAUAGAGAAGGCGACAAGGAUACGGAAUCAAGAGAGAAAUCGGAAAUUAACCGAAAGCAUCACAAGAGAAAACAAAAGGAUGAUGAAGAUGCAAAGGAAACAGGGAAUGAUCAUAAAGAAGAAGAGGAAGAGAACACAGGGGAUAACCGGUCACCGACACCGGUUAUGAAAAAAAUAGACAAGAAUCAUAAUGGAUUGUUCUUCAUAGAUGAUACGAAAAUUCAUGAUACAAAGAGAAGGAAAAUUAAAAAAGAAUAUUUGAUCAAAAGAAGGAAAUUGGUAGUCUCUGUUUUUUGA
Molecule: messenger RNA, 675 nt
Organism: Helianthus annuus (common sunflower)
Lineage: Eukaryota; Viridiplantae; Streptophyta; Magnoliopsida; Asterales; Asteraceae
Exons: 1
Coding region: 1-675 (224 amino acids)
Source: RefSeq, a predicted model, not a curated record